Closterium sp. NIES-65 is the source of this 435-nucleotide messenger RNA. The record is from the annotation of a GenBank genome assembly. NCBI's taxonomy places the organism in Eukaryota, Viridiplantae, Streptophyta, Zygnematophyceae, Desmidiales, Closteriaceae.
AUGUUGGCACCGCUUUCCCCCAAGUGCAAUGUCAACAUCAGCUAUCUUCCACUCCCUCCUCCUCGCUCAUCAGUAUGCCUCUACCUCCUUCACACUCCCCCCCUCACUUCCUUCCCCUUUCCACACCAACAGCACCAACAGCGCCUGAGGAGUGGAAGAGAGGAGGCAGCGGGGGCGGUUGGGGCUGGCUGCUGGUAUGUGCGUUGGACAGAUGAGGUGAAGCGGAGAGAUCCGGGCAGCAUGGCAGAGCCACGGGCUGCUGCAGCAGCAGCAGUGGUGGCGGUGAACUCGGUCAGCUACGAGUGGAAUGGGGGCAGCAUCACGUGCAAGGGAGCACCUGCACUUCCAGAGCCGCAACCUGCUGCAGCAGCAGCAGCGGUGGCGGUCAAGACAGUCAGCACUGAGUGGAGGGAGGCGGGCAGGAGGGAGGCAUGA